AUGGCUUCUAACUUCUACAGGACUGAAGAUGCGCCACGCUACAUCCUCGGACAUGCUCUUGAGCUUGCCUUCAUUGGCUUGGGUAUCAUUGCACUUCUUGUGACGGUAUUCAACUACAAGAGGAUCAAUGCAAAGCGGGAACGCCAGCUAUCGGAGGGCGCCCAUAAUGGGUACACGCCAGAGGAGCUCGGUGAGCUGGGGGAUCGUUCAAUGACCUUCAAGUACUUCUUGUAG
This is a messenger RNA of Ascochyta rabiei, 234 nucleotides long. RefSeq lists its product as uncharacterized. The transcript has a single exon. The coding region runs from base 1 to 234 and encodes 77 amino acids. The record is from RefSeq and is a predicted model, not a curated record. NCBI's taxonomy places the organism in Eukaryota, Fungi, Ascomycota, Dothideomycetes, Pleosporales, Didymellaceae.